This is a messenger RNA of Aspergillus ochraceoroseus IBT 24754, 1311 nucleotides long. Its product is annotated as CCDC47 family protein. Gene Ontology annotation, biological process: endoplasmic reticulum calcium ion homeostasis. Gene Ontology annotation, cellular component: endoplasmic reticulum. Gene Ontology annotation, molecular function: calcium ion binding. Lineage: Eukaryota; Fungi; Ascomycota; Eurotiomycetes; Eurotiales; Aspergillaceae. The record is from RefSeq and is a predicted model, not a curated record. The transcript is spliced from 3 exons. The coding region runs from base 1 to 1311 and encodes 436 amino acids.
AUGGCGGGCGUGCUCAGGAACAUGUUUGGCAGCUCCCAGCCAUCCAGUUCUGCCACACACGAGGGUGAUUUCGCCGACUUUGUUAAAGCAGCCGACCCUUCUCUGGCACCUAUCGUAGAUGGAUCAUCCUCGACAGCUGCAUUAGGUGGCCAGGAUGCCAACGCCGUCGUUUAUACGAAAUGGUACCGGGUCUGGGAGCGCACAUCCCCCAAGGACUUCAUGCAGGAGGCGAUGGUCAUGCCAAUCAUCCUUUUGAUUCUUCUGUUCCAUGUCUGGGGAACACGGAAAAAUCGACGGAAGGCGCGAGAUUGGGCCCAGGCUCAUGCCUCUACUCUGCAAAGCGAGUUCGCAGUGGUUGGGUUUGAUGGCAUUCAGAGGACUGAGAAGUCUAUUAACCUGGAGCUAUCCUUCCCAGACUCCAUCCUAAAGGAGAAGUCUGCUCAGGAGUUCACAGCCUACGCCACUGGUCGUCAGAACGUCGCAUUCGUCGACAUUGCCCUUAAGAUGCCCAAGCGCGCAAACCCAAUCACUUACUGGAUGGACAAGGCUUUCGCUUUCCUAUUUGAUAGCUGGCCUGCUCCUGAGGAGACCUUCGAGGCUACUGCGUACACCUUUGAUGGCAAGGAGAAGGAUGUGGUUCCUGUUCCCGCCAAGAAUGCUUCUCCCCUGAAGGUGAACAACUCGGCUUACGAUGGCUUUAUCUGGGCUGUUGUUCACAAGAACCACAUGCGUAAUUUCCGUCAGGACCGAUAUGAUGCCUCCAUGACUUUCACCAAGGAUAACCCGAAGCUUCCCAAUUGGGUGACCGUCAUGACAGAAAGCGCCGAGAUCACCGAUACCCUCGUCACCCCGGAGCUUAUCCAGGCCGUUGAGCGGGCUGGCAGCAAGUUCAAAUACCUGAUUAUCACUGACCAGCCAGUCGAUAAGCCCCUCAAGAUCGAGGAAACUGCCCCCCGCAAGCGUAUUCAGCUUUGUAUGCAUCUGGCAUCAUCGGCGUCUGGCUACACCGCCACCUUGCCCCUGUUCACUCAGUUCCUGCGCUUACCCGAUAGGCUCGUUUCUCAGGCCCAUUUCCGCCCCGAGGUUAUGCGCAAGGUGCGCAACGCUCGCGAGGAGGAGAUUAAGAAGCUCCGCCGGGUCGAUGAACAGGAGAAGGCCGAGGAGCGCAAGCUGACUGCUGAGAAGUUGAAGAAGGAAGAGAGAGAACGAACACUCCGUGGCAUGACUGCAGAUGAGCAGCGCAAGUUCCUUGACCGCGAGCGCGACAAGGAGCAGAGACGUUCCAUGAAGAGAUAUACCAAACGGGCGUAG